Messenger RNA from Lotus japonicus, 2121 nucleotides. RefSeq lists its product as uncharacterized. The transcript is spliced from 4 exons. Gene Ontology annotation, molecular function: nucleic acid binding. Bases 1 to 2121 code for a protein of 706 amino acids. Lineage: Eukaryota; Viridiplantae; Streptophyta; Magnoliopsida; Fabales; Fabaceae. Gene Ontology annotation, biological process: DNA integration. The record is from RefSeq and is a predicted model, not a curated record.
AUGACACUGUCAUCUGCAAACAGCAAAUGUGAAAUGGCAAGAGCAUGCCUACUAAUUUUAAGGCCAGUAAGUGAAUGGGUAAGUCAUGUUCAAGAGGUUCCCAAGAAAGGAGGCAUCACUGUGGUUGCCAAUAAGAACAAUGAGUUGAUUCCCACUCGUCAAGUGACGAAGUGGAGGGUUUGUAUUGAUUACCGAAGGCUGAAUUCGGUAACUAGAAAGGAUCAUUUUCCUUUGCCUUUCAUAGAUCAAAUGCUAGAUAAGUUGGCUGGACAUCAAUACCACUGUUUUCUUGAUGGCUAUUCCGGGUACAACCAAAUUUGUGUUGCACCGGAAGACCAAGAGAAGACGGCAUUCACUUGCCCAUACGACGUGUUUGCUUAUAAGAGAAUGCCAUUUGGGCUUUGCAAUGCCCCGACCACUUUCCAAAGGUGUAUGUUUGCUAUUUUCUCUGACUUGAUAGAGACUUGCAUCGAGAUUUUUAUAGAAGACUUCUAUGUUUUUGGUCCAAAUUUUGAUGCUUGUCUAGGGAAUCUAGCUUUGGUUUUGAAGAGAUGUCAAGAGACCAACUUGGUCUUAAAUUGGGAGAAGUGCCAUUUCAUGGUUAGGGAUGGCAUAGUGCUAGGACACAAGGUGUCUAAAAAGGGGAUUGAGGUUGAUAGAGCUAGGAUUGAAGUUAUUGAAAAGCUCCCUCCCCCAACUAACAUCAAGGAGUUCCACCUUGAGAUCAUUGACCGGAGAGGCAAGGACAAUGGAGUGGCAGACCAUUUGUCGAGAUUAGAAGGUGGGGCGUGCAACCCAAUACCUAUUCAAGAGGAGUUCCCGGAUGAGAAACUCCUAGCUGUUUGCACCGAGGAACCCCUACCCUGGUAUGUACAUUUUGCUAAUUUCCGUGUUGCUGGACUUAUUCCCCAUGACUUGACCUGGCAGCAGAAGAAGAAAUUUCUGCAUGAUACAAAAUCAUACCUCUGGGAUGAUCCUUUUCUUUUCAAAAUUUGUUCUGAUGGAGUCAUAAGAAGGUGCAUCCCAGAUGUUGAUUUUGAGAAAAUUCUUUGGCAUUGCCAUGGAUCAAGUUAUGGUGGACAUUUUAGCGGAGAGAGGACUGCUGCUAAGGUUCUCCAAAGUGGUUUCUAUUGGCCUACUCUACAUAAGGAUAGUAGAGCUUUUGUUGAGAGUUGUGAUAGAUGUCAGCGAACUGGGAACAUUUCAAGGAGAAAUGAGAUGCCCCUAAAAAAUAUUUUGGAAAUUGAGUUGUUUGAUGUUUGGGGCAUCGAUUUCAUGGGACCUUUCCCGCCUUCUUUUGGUUGCCAGCAUAUUUUAGUGGUUGUUGAUUAUGUUUCUAAGUGGGUUGAAGCCGCUGCACUCUCAACAAAUGACUCUAAGGUGGUGGUUGCUUUUCUGAAAAAUAACAUUUUCACUAGGUUUGGUGUCCCUAGGGCUAUUAUAAGUGAUGGGGGUACUCACUUUUGUCGCAGAGCUUUCGAGGCUCUUUUGGAAAAAUACGAGGUUAAGCACAAAGUGUCUACCCCCUAUCACCCUCAAACUAGUGGGCAGGUUGAGAUUUCUAAUCGGGAGUUAAAACGUAUUCUUGAAAAGGUGGUAGAUUCUUCCAGAAGGGAUUGGUCAAGGAAACUUGACGAUGCUUUAUGGGCCUACCGAACCGCUUUUAAAACUCCGAUUGGUACUUCUCCUUUCCACUUGGUUUUUGGGAAAGCGUGUCACUUACCUAUGGAAUUAGAACACAAGGCCUAUUGGGCCAUAAGGAAAUUGAAUUUUGAUUGGAAAGUUGCUAGCGAGAAGAGACUCUUGCAAUUGAAUGAGCUUGAUGAGUUUCGACUCCGAGCUUAUGAGAGUGCUAGCAUCUACAAGGAGAAGACAAAGAAAUGGCAUGACAGAAAGAUUUUGAAUAGAGAAUUUGUCUCAGGGCAAUUGGUGCUUCUCUUCAAUUCUAGAUUGAGACUCUUCCCUGGGAAACUUAAGUCUAGAUGGUCUGGACCCUUUGUGGUCAAGAAGGUGUAUCCUCAUGGUGUUGUUGAGGUUGAAAACCCAAAGACCAAGAAUACUUUUAUUGUGAAUGGGCAGAGGUUGAAAGUUUACCAAGGUGGUGAGGGAUUGAGAGUCUAA